AUGGCACAGCCCAACCCGUACCUGCUGGCCUGCGACAACCCCUCCGCCCUCCUGGACCUUCUGCGCUCCAAUCCCGAGAUCGCUUCAUGUCAAGACAAGCAUGGCUACUCGCUCCUCCAUGCCGCAGCAUCCUACGGCCAUCUGGACCUCCUCCGUGCGCUUGUGAAAGAAUUCAACGUGGGUGUCCAUCUUCUCGAUGAAGACGGCGAGACCUGCUUGUUCGUGACCGAAUACCCCGCGAUCGCUCGGUGUCUGGUCGAGGAACUUGGGAUAGACUACAACAAGAAAAAUGACGAGGGCUUGACCGCUCUGGAGAAAAUGGAGGUAGACGACGAGUUUCCCCGAGUAAUCGAAUACCUGCGAGAAGUUCUGGGGAGGUCUGCCCCCUCCGAUCCGGCCAGCUCGUCUACAGGACCGUUGAACCCACCGCCGCCCAUCCCGGGUAAUAUGAAAGUCAAUAUUGGUACCAUGUCAGAACAGGAGGCCAGCGCGGGGGAAACUGAAGUCGAUCCCGAGUUCAAGCGGCGUAUCGAUGAGCUGGCGGCGCGGGAGGAUUUCCAUAGCGAUGCGACCCAAAACCAGCUGCGCGAGCUGGUGAUGGAUGCUAUUACCGGCUCCAAUAUCGAGACACAAGACGCAGAUCUGCGGAGGCGAGUGGAGUAA
Molecule: messenger RNA, 663 nt
Organism: Penicillium alfredii
Lineage: Eukaryota; Fungi; Ascomycota; Eurotiomycetes; Eurotiales; Aspergillaceae
Product: ankyrin repeat protein
Exons: 1
Coding region: 1-663 (220 amino acids)
Molecular function (GO): protein binding
Source: RefSeq, a predicted model, not a curated record